This is a messenger RNA of Vitis riparia (riverbank grape), 1550 nucleotides long. RefSeq names its product U-box domain-containing protein 3. The record is from RefSeq and is a predicted model, not a curated record. Lineage: Eukaryota; Viridiplantae; Streptophyta; Magnoliopsida; Vitales; Vitaceae. Gene Ontology annotation, molecular function: protein binding. The transcript has 2 exons. Gene Ontology annotation, cellular component: cytoplasm; nucleus. Bases 71 to 1204 code for a protein of 377 amino acids.
AUAAUUUGUUAAAGAGGACUAAAAAGAACAAGUGCAGGAGAAAAAUUAGGUGUGAUGAUGGGCAUGGUGGAUGGAGAGGAUGAGAAUUGAGAAGAGAAUGGGAGAUUCUGAGGAGGAGGGGGAGAUAUGGACGCAGCAGAAGCGAACCCUAAUUGAUGGAGUGGCUGAGAGGCUGUUGAAUGGAGAUCUGGAUUCCAAAAUACAAGCUGCCAUUGACAUCAGGAACAUUCUCAGGAACUCCUCCGUCAAGACUCGUUCCAAGUUCACGGCCGCCGCCGCCGUUAUCCAACCCCUCGUCUCCUUGCUCCUCUCUCCCAACCAACACGCUGCUGAAGUCUCUCUUCUCGCUCUCCUCACUCUCGCCGCCAGGAACGAACGAAACAAAGUCAGGAUAGUGACAUCUGGGGCUGUUCCCCCUCUUGUUGAACUCCUCGAGUUCCAAAAUGGUAGAUUAAGGGAAUUGGCGAUUGCAGCAAUCUUGACACUGUCUGCUGCUGCUCCCAACAAGCUGACCAUUGCAGCUUCUGGAGCUGCACCUCUUCUGGUUCAGAUUCUCAGCUCUGGAAGUGUUCAAGGAAAAGUUGAUGCUGUCACAGCACUCCAUUAUCUGUCCAGCUGCACAGAGGCCACCACUCCAGUCAUUGAUGCUAGAGCUGUUUCCCCUCUCAUAAAACUCCUCAAAGAUUGCAAGAAGUAUUCCAAAUUUGCUGAGAAGACUACAGCCCUACUUGAAAUCCUUUCUAAAUCCGAAGAAGGGCAAACUGCAAUUUCAAACUCAGAUGGUGGAAUCUUAACCCUAGUCGAGACCAUUGAAGAUGGAUCUCUGGUGAGCACAGAACAUGCAGUUGGAGCUUUGCUUUCCUUAUGCCAGAGCUGCAGAAACAAAUACAGGGAACUCAUUCUAAAGGAAGGUGCAAUCCCAGGCCUUUUACGACUCACUGUGGAGGGCACCCCAGAAGCCCAGGAGAGAGCCCGGAUGCUCCUGGACCUGCUCAGGGAUUCCCCACCAGAAAAGAGGCUGGCCUCAUCAGUUUUGGAGAGAAUUGCGUAUGACAUUGCUGCACGGGUUGAUGGGUCGGAUAAAGCUGCUGAAACUGCAAAGAGGUUACUGCAAGACAUGGUUCACAGAAGCAUGGAGCUCAGCCUGGGCCAUAUCCAGCGCAGGGCUGCAUCUUGUACACCUUCACAGAUUCCCCCCACAUGAAGACAGUUAAAAAGAAGGCCUUGGGGAGUAUUCAUCUGGUGCUAGAUUAGCUAAAUCACAAUCCCAGAGAGUCGGAAUGCACAUAUAUAGUGAAGCAAUGACAUAGAUUUUUGGUUUUUGGUGGGUGGGGGUGAAAUCUACUAGCGGUUUUGUUUGUGAUGCCCAUAUUGGGUGCUUUGUAUAUCGGAAGUUGGGUCAUGUACAUACAACAGAUAUGGUGAACAUCACUUUUUAAGGUUGUAUUGUUGAACUAUGUUUGUACUUGUUAGGGUUAAAGUCUAAUUGACUCUGACAUACAUUGCUAACAACUUCAAUUUAUCCGAAGGAGCCUCGGUAUGUUUAUUUA